ACCACCUCACUCAUUCAAGAAACAGCUCACCCUUCCCUCCAUUUUGUCACUUUCCAAUACCUGAACAAACAAAACAAAACUCUCUUACGUCAUCUUUCUCUCUCUAACUUCUCUCUCUACCUCGCCGGACCUCCGCCGGAACACCCUCCACCACCUCCUCCUCCAACACACGCGCCACCCAGCUACCCUCGAUCCCUCAAAAAAACAGAAAAAAAACCCGGUUCAGAAAGCUUGUAUCUUCAAACAAAAAUGGCGGUGAUGAACCUCCGGUGGUUAUUUUUCUAACAAAUAAUUGAAUCCCCGCUAUUUAAUUUGCAAAAAAGUUUUGUAAUUUGGAAAGUAAAUUUAGAAAUGGCGGUGGAAUAUAGAUGUUGUGAGAGUGAAUUUUUUAUACAUAUAUUAAUAAUAGUGUUCUUAGUAUGCUUUGCUGGAUUAAUGUCUGGAUUAACUUUAGGGUUAAUGUCCAUGAGUAUUGUUGAUCUUGAAGUUCUUGCUCAGUCUGGUACUCCUAAGGAUCGUAAACAUGCUGCAAAGAUAUUACCAGUUGUCAGAAAUCAGCAUUUGUUACUCUGCACUCUGCUCAUUUGCAAUGCUGCUUCUAUGGAGGCACUCCCGAUUUUUCUUGAUAGUCUGGUUACAGCUUGGGGUGCUAUUCUUAUCUCAGUGACAUUGAUUCUGCUCUUUGGUGAGAUUAUUCCACAAUCUGUUUGUUCUCGGCAUGGUUUGGCUAUUGGCGCAACAGUGGCUCCAUUUGUUCGCGUUCUUGUCUGGAUCUGCUUUCCUGUUGCCUAUCCUAUAAGCAAGCUUCUAGACUAUCUUCUGGGUCAUGGGCAUGUAGCACUCUUUCGUAGAGCUGAACUGAAAACACUUGUAAAUUUUCAUGGUAAUGAGGCUGGAAAGGGCGGAGAAUUGACUCAUGACGAGACAACAAUCAUAGCUGGAGCACUUGAGCUCUCUGAGAAAACAGCUAGUGAUGCCAUGACACCUAUAUCUGAAACUUUUGCGAUUGACAUUAAUGCCAAACUUGACAAGGAGUUAAUGAAUCUGAUAGUGGAGAAAGGUCAUAGCAGAGUGCCAGUUUAUUACGAGCAGCCUACAAAUAUAAUUGGACUAAUUCUGGCCAAGAAUUUGUUGGCAAUUCACCCUGAAGAUGAAGUGCCUGUAAAGAAUGUUACUAUACGGAGGAUUCCAAGGGUUCCAGACACUUUGCCUUUAUAUGAUAUUUUGAACGAGUUUCAGAAAGGUCACAGCCACAUGGCUAUUGUUAUAAGAAAGUGCAACAAGACAGAGCAGCCGGAGAACAUCAACGGUGCUGACUAUCCAGUAAAAGAAGUUAAAAUCGAUGUGGAUGGUGAAAAGCCUGCUCAAGAGAAGACAUUGAAGAAUAAGAGGCCACCGCUUCAGAAAUGGAAGAGCUUCCCCAAUAACGGCAAUAAGUCAUUUAGGGGCUCGAGGAGCAGGAAGUGGGCAAAGGAUAUGGACUCGGACAUCCUGCAUAUAAAUGGUAAUCCGCUGCCCAAACUUCCUGAAGAAGAAGAAGCUGUGGGUGUAAUCACUAUGGAAGAUGUCAUUGAAGAGCUUUUGCAGGAGGAGAUAUACGAUGAGACGGAUCAUCACGUCGAUGACUCAUAACCUCCAGAGAGAAUCAGAAUGUGCGGAAGACGUAGAUAAUCACGGAAAAUUCGUUGCAUUUGUUUCGGCAGCUAGGGUAUAGUAGAGCAGGAAUAGAAUGAUGAAGCACUCUGUCUAUUAUGCGGUAUGUAAUAGUGACUGUAUCAAGAAAAGCAAUAUGUAUGAAACUUAGAACUCGGGUUCUGGUAGUCUGUAAGUUUAAUCAUCUUGGUAGAGUAAACAAUUCUUUGUUUGUUCUUAAA
Molecule: messenger RNA, 1874 nt
Organism: Mercurialis annua (annual mercury)
Lineage: Eukaryota; Viridiplantae; Streptophyta; Magnoliopsida; Malpighiales; Euphorbiaceae
Product: DUF21 domain-containing protein At2g14520
Exons: 11
Coding region: 352-1632 (426 amino acids)
Biological process (GO): magnesium ion homeostasis
Cellular component (GO): intracellular membrane-bounded organelle
Source: RefSeq, a predicted model, not a curated record